GAAGAGCUGAAGAAACAUGUCUGAAGAAGAACAUUUCUAGUUCUAUUAUCAGAUGUUUCUUUUAGUGUAAACAAACAGGUAACAUUACAAGAUUUGGUCAGACCUAUUCAUGCUUUUUUGGGGCUGUAUGUCAUGACAUACAGUUUUAUGGCUAAUGCAGUUGUUGUUUGAGUCCAAAGAUAACACUACAGCCCCUUUUGUUCUAAUCUCUGGUUAACGUUGUUGAAGCUGGGGUUAUUUACUUUCAGGGUUUGUGGCAGACUAUUGUUUGCACAUGGUGGAGGACUUUACUCAUACUCACACUGAAUGACAAGAUUGCUGUGUACACAAACUGUUUGAUUAUAUCAGGCUUUACUGGCUAAACAUUUCAGCCUUCACUUGACUGGUCCAGAUCAACAUUUCCAUGGACUGUUGGACUACUACUGCAGUAGUUACAGUUGUUAUGCUCAACUGAUGCAUGCAAGUUUUGUAUGUUAAAAAUUUAAAGGACAAUACCCCAACAGCUGUGGUUGGGGAUCUAAAGAAUUAGGUUUAAUGUGGGAAAGCCAGUCGGUCACACAUGACUGUGUAAUAUUAUGACAAACCACAUGGGAGAGGCGAGAGAUCACAUGCUGCAAUCAGACCACAGACUUAUUUGAAAUGAUUGAAAAGAUGCAGGGCAACAGGAUGGAUGAGCAGAGAUGCACCUUUCCUCCCCCACUGAAGACUGAGGAGGACUACAUUCCAUACCCAAGUGUCCAUGAGGUGUUGGGCAGAAAAAGUCCCUUUCCUCUCAUCCUCCUGCCGCAGUUUGGGGGUUACUGGAUUGAAGGGACCAACCAUGAGCUGAGUGACACAGUGGACACAGAACAGUUGCAGCCUCUGUCCCCAAACACCCGCACCAAGCUGGAAUGUAACACAACAGCUACAAUCUACCGAAAACACUUCCUGGGCAAGGAACACUUUAAUUACUAUUCAGUGGACAGUGCCCUCGGACAUCUGGUGUUCUCUCUAAAGUACGAUGUGAUUGGUGACCAGGAACAUCUCCGUCUAAUGCUCAGGAACAAGCUGAAAACCUACCAUGAUGUGAUCCCUAUUUCCUGUCUGACAGAGUUUCCCAAUGUGGUCCAAAUGGCCAAGCUUAUCUGUGAAGAGGUCAACGUGGACCGUUUUUUUCCUGCUCUUUAUCCAAAAGCUUCAAGACUUAUUGUGACCUUCGAUGAACAUGUGAUAAGCAACAAUUUCAAGUUUGGGGUCAUUUAUCAAAAGUUUGGACAGACUUCAGAGGAAGAGCUGUUUGGCAACAGUGAAGAGAGUCCUGCCUUUGUAGAAUUCUUGGAGUUUCUAGGAGAGAAAAUUGAGCUGCACAAGUUUAAAGGUUUCCGUGGAGGGUUAGAUGUGACUCACGGGCAGACUGGCGCUGAAUCUGUCUACUGCAACUACCGCAACAAAGAGGUCAUGUUCCAUGUGUCCACAAAGCUGCCUUACACAGAGGGGGACACCCAGCAGUUGCAGAGAAAAAGGCACAUAGGGAACGACAUUGUGGCCAUCGUAUUCCAAGAGGAAAACACUCCGUUUGUACCAGACAUGAUCGCCUCCAACUUUCUCCACGCCUACGUUGUGGUCCAAGUGGUCAACCCCUGCUCUGACAAUGUUCUCUACAGGGUGUCAGUGACAGCACGGGAUGAUGUACCUUUCUUUGGCCCGGCCCUCCCAAACCCUGCUGUCUUUAUAAAAGGCCCUGAAUUCCAUGAAUUCCUUUUUACUAAGCUAAUCAAUGCAGAGUAUGCCUGCUACAAAGCUGAGAAAUUUGCCAAAUUAGAGGAACGGACGCGGUCGGCCUUGUUAGAGACCCUUUAUGAGGAGCUCCACGUGAACAGCCAGGCCAUGAUGGGUGUUGGAGGAGAGGAUGACAAACUGGAAAACGGGAGUGGAGGAGGAGGGGGCUUCUUUGAGUCCUUCAAGCGGGUGAUCCGCAGCAGGAGCCAGUCUAUGGAUGCCAUGGGUCUUGCUUUCAAGAAGCCACAAACAGUCUCCACUAGCUUCAGCGGCAGCUUUAACCACGACCCCGCAGAGAGCCCCAAAUUCUCAGGGAUAUCAUUGCUUGUCCCAGGCAAAAGUCCGAGUAAAUAUGGACGUCGAGGCAGUGCCAUAGGGAUAGGAACAGUAGAAGAGUCGUUGAUAAUCCCGGGGAAAAGCCCGACUAGGAAAAGGUCUGGUCCUUUCAGCUCCAGGCGAAGCAGUGCCAUCGGUAUUGAAAACAUUCAAGAAGUCCAGGAGAAGAGCAGUAGAGAGAACUCCCCAAAUACCCAGAAGACCCCUGACAGUGGUCAUGUCUCUCAAGACCCCAAAUCUGACAACUCAUCCAAUCAGAGCUCUCCCGAGGUGCUCACAACCACCAAGAACAGUUCUUGUCUCGGUGGUAGGGCCCCAUCCAUCCCUGAGGGUCAUGACCUCUCCCGCUCCUCCUCCAACGCUAGCAGCUUCGCCAGUGUGGUGGAGGAGAAUGAGACGGAGGCCACAGAGGACUAUGACACAGGCAUGGAGAGUCUGUCGUCUGCCGGGACACCACACAAGCGAGACUCCUUCACCUACAGCACCUGGCUGGAGGACAGCAUCAGCAGCACCAGUACCACCAGUCGCGGUACCUUCCCAGGGCCAGGAAAAUCUGAACGAGGGAAGGGGACAGACAUCCGUAUCAAACUGGAACGACCACACGAUCAUCAGUCCUCAUCAUUUGUGCAUCUCUGUGUGCAGAACUGUUAGCUCCACCCACCUGGUUGUAUCCUGGAUCUCCAUCUUCAGCAUUCCCAUAAGUUACAAUCCCUCUGGGAGAUGAGACAAGUGCAGGCAUUCGCCAUGACCAAUGAUGAGAAGGAGGAAGAUGAGAAAGAAAAGAAAAAGCAGGUGCAGCCUGGCCGGUCUGCUGCUCAGUGAGGGCCAGAGUGCAGCUAUCCAGAAACCUGGAGGACACUGGAGAGGAGGCCAGAAAGAGGGGCCAGCUUUUGCACAGUGUUGUUUCCUUCCACUUUUUUCUUUGCCUGUUCACACAUCUGUUGCCUAGUUGUAUGUUUUUACCACACCUUUUGUUUCAAAAGUGCACAUUUUUAUCUACAAAUUAAAUAGUUUUAUUUGGUAAAGAUGUGACUUUGGUUUAGUUUGUCUUGUUGAAGCCCAGUCUGCUGGCUAUUCAGGGUAAAGACAGUGCCAUUGUGCUCUUUGCAGAGAUUGUGAGAGCGACUUUUGCUGCAACAUAGAGAAGAUUAUUGCCUGGAUGUUUUAACCAAAUCAACAAAGGUCUUGGCUCAAUAAAGAUCUCUAAUGUAUACAUAAUGCCAAAUAUUCAGCAUCAAAGAUGGAUAUUUUAAUCUAAUAUAUUCAAAUUAAUUUUGAGGCACACUAGUUUCUUAAAAAAUGGUGGUGCAAUGCAGUUAUACGUCAGCACGAUGUGUAUUGUCUGCUAAUGUAUGGAUAUAUCCAUCAAUGACUGAUUUAACUGCUUUGUCUGUCUUGUCUGUUGGUGAGGAGACCAGUCUCUACAUUAUGUUCUGAGUUGCUUUUUUCUCUUCAAUAUAUGUUUUUAUUUAUUGAUUUGGUUCCUGUCGGAGUGGCAUUUAUGGCGUAUGGUGACUACAUUCAGCAUCCUGUUAUAUGCUUAUACUGUAUGUGUUGCUUUGGAGUAAAUUAUAAUGUUGUCAUCUGUAAAGCUCUGUCUAUUUCAAGGGUCACAUCUCUGUCAGUGCAGUAAAUUUGCAAUGCAAUUAUAAUAAAACAGUGAACAUUUAUUUGCUUUUAAUGUGAGAAAAUAACUCCAAAUACAACUACUGAUUUUGUAAAUAGAUAUUUAGUUGGAGUACGUAGUGUAUAAUGUAUAGGCCAUUGAUUUAAAAUGGUAUUGACCAACACCUUGAAAUUACUGCCAAGUUAACAAUUUAUUGUUGUUUUAUUUAUUUUUUCUUUUAUUUUAAGAGGGUUUUCUAGAAGAAAAUUAUUUUAAAAGCCAUUCAGACUGUUCUGUAAAAGGGAAAUCUCAGUACAUGCUGAUCAUUUGAAUUGCCUUAUCAUCACAAACUGAUGGUGUAAGUACAGAAGAAAAUAGUUAAUAGCCAGCAGGAUUUACAAUGAAAUGUAUGUAUGUUGUUGUUGUUUUUAUUGUAAAUAAACGCCCUGAGAACUUUA
Molecule: messenger RNA, 4158 nt
Organism: Siniperca chuatsi (mandarin fish)
Lineage: Eukaryota; Metazoa; Chordata; Actinopteri; Centrarchiformes; Sinipercidae
Gene: rap1gapa
Product: RAP1 GTPase activating protein a
Exons: 24
Coding region: 640-2745 (701 amino acids)
Biological process (GO): regulation of small GTPase mediated signal transduction; activation of GTPase activity
Cellular component (GO): cytoplasm
Molecular function (GO): GTPase activator activity
Source: RefSeq, a predicted model, not a curated record